AAAUUUUUAGUUACUCUUUGUAGUUUUUUUUUUCUAUAUUUUAUGUGUCUAUCAAGAUUGUUCAGCGCUACUAAGGUAGCGCUGCAAGGCGCUGCAACGCCAAGUUUCUUGACUUCGAGACGGAAGCCAAAGCCCGAGCCCCUGUUUCGGGUGCCUGCACGCCAGAUCUUCGGCCUAGUUCCUCCGAACCAGUACGAAAAUAAUAUUAUACCGAAGAGGCUUCAUAUCGGCUACGCAUUGCUGCACUAUUGGGAGACCAUUCCACUGUUCUUAUGCGUGGCUUUUGAUAUUAUCUUCGUCCUGGGCUAUGUUGGAUUAUACGGAAGCAUAAUGCACAGGGUAGACACCCAGUUCACGAAGCACUGCUGGAACAGUAUCUCGAGAAAUAUGGAUCUACGGAACCCCACAAUCCACAAGUUCCUUGUGCUUUACCAACGCUACGAACCCUGGCCCGAGAUGCAGAAUGUUCUGGACAAAAUGACACAGGCUGAACACCGUUUGCUGAUGCGCAUGAACAGCUGCGCGACUCCCUAGGCCUUAAAUACCUGCGGGCCUACCGCGAACCACGUUCGACGUGUUGCCUCCCUGUCAUGUGUACGAAUUUACAAGUGCGACAGAAAGACGUGAUUCGCGAUAGGAUCUCUGGACUUUUUUUAUACCUAGACCCUUCCUUUGCUGGUAUUAACAUAUGUCAAUUUGUACUGUACAGUGUUCUUUGGUGUAUAUAGUUUAAGUGAACUCAAUUGUGUCAAUACAUAUUAAUGCAAAAUUGUAGGUU
Molecule: messenger RNA, 778 nt
Organism: Cydia splendana
Lineage: Eukaryota; Metazoa; Arthropoda; Insecta; Lepidoptera; Tortricidae
Exons: 2
Coding region: 43-534 (163 amino acids)
Source: RefSeq, a predicted model, not a curated record